Exophiala viscosa is the source of this 2900-nucleotide messenger RNA. RefSeq names its product amidase signature domain-containing protein. The transcript is spliced from 2 exons. The coding region runs from base 346 to 2526 and encodes 726 amino acids. Lineage: Eukaryota; Fungi; Ascomycota; Eurotiomycetes; Chaetothyriales; Herpotrichiellaceae. The record is from RefSeq and is a predicted model, not a curated record.
AAUGGUGCCUACGGUCGCCGGCCCAUGAAACGAUACUGCAAAAGUGGUACGGAGCUAGCCAGUUUGGAGUCUCAGUGCCUAUGGCGUUAUCUGUUUAUCAGCUUGCGCACUCAGUUGGGUUCUUCUCGUGUAAUGCAAUGCUACCGUCCUCAUCAUCUCUUGCAGACUGGAGCCUCUAGUGGUCUGGAAUGGAGAAUGACCGAGGAGAGGAAGGAAUGAUCGCCGACCUUCGUUGUUGCUACAUUUGAUGGAUAUAAAGGCAUGCGCUUCCCACGGAAAGUGUAGGUCUCAGCAUCAACAUCGCUCUGGUUACUACAUUGAGUGACUUCGACACCAAAGACAGUCAUGGGCGCUCUCACGGAUCAAGCAGGUGUCCUCACCAUCGAAGCAAAGCCUUACCCCUUCACAUUUCCCUUGAAAAGCACAGCUUUACUUGUCAUUGAUAUGCAGCGCGACUUCAUCUUACCCGGAGGCUUUGGAGAUAUCCAAGGUGGAAACCUUGAAGCUGUUCAGGCUGCAAUCGCUCCUACCAAGGCUUUACUUCAAGCCUGCCGCAAUGCAGGAAUCCAUAUCUUCCAUACAAGGGAAGGUCAGGUACCUUCGUUGGCUGAUUGCCCUUCUUCGAAACUCAUUAGGCAGGCCGCUGCUCCUGGCAACUCUCAGCACUUCAAAGUCAUUGGUGACAAGGGCGAAAUGGGCCGCUUACUCGUUCGUGGAGAAUACGGUCACGACAUAGUUGAUGAGUUACAACCUCUGCCUUCAGAAGUGGUUAUCGACAAGCCAGGAAAGGGGUCUUUCUGGAACACGCCCAUUCUGCACAAGCUGAAAGCAAAAGGCAUCACUCACAUGCUCGUCUCGGGAGUCACGACCGAAUGCUGCUUCUCGACUACGAUCAGAGAGGCUAACGACCGCGGUUUUGAAGCCGUGGGCAUUGUCGAGAGCACGGCCGGUUACAACCCGUCGUUCAAGACUGCUUCCCUUGACAUGCUGUCCUGGUCACAAGGACUGUUCGGGUUUGUGGCAAAUCUGGAACCUGUGCUUGACGCGCUGGCUCCAUGGCAGAGGCAGACCCACGGCGUCAGUACACCACCACAAACCCCACCUGUCUGGGACGGCAAGUUGGCGAUCCCCAACCUGCAGACUUCUUACCAAAAGGGAGUGUCUCCACUGGUUGUGGUCAAUGAACUGUUUGACCGUAUCGAAAAGUACGAUGCCAUCGAUGCAGCCGUUUGGAUCAAGCGCCAAUCAAGAGAAGAUGUUCUCAAGGCUGUUGAAGAGUUCGUGCAGCGGUAUCCAGACAGGAAUGCACUACCGCCGUUGUUUGGAAUACCUUUCACGGUGAAGGAUAGCAUCGAUGUGCAAGGCAUCGAGACGACCACAGCUUGCCCGCCACUAGCUUUUGUAGCCACGAAGUCUGCAGCCUGCUAUCAGAAAGUUAUCGAUGCAGGUGCCUUAUACCUGGGAAAGGUUAACCUAGACCAGUUGGCGACAGGAUUGAGUGGUUGUCGAUCUCCCUACGGAAUCACUCAUUCAGUGUACAGCAAAGAUCAUGUGUCUGGUGGUUCGAGUUCGGGAAGUUGUGUCAGUGUUGGCGCAGACUUGGCCACAUUCUCCCUUGCGACAGACACCGCCGGAUCUGGACGAGUUCCAGCAGGACUCAACAACGUGGUAGGCUAUAAGCCAACUCGAGGUUUGGUAUCCUUUGAAGGAAUCACACCCGCUUGUCUUUCCCUUGAUUGCAUUGCUUUCACCGCAAAAACUGUUGAGGAUGCGAGAACACUAUGGCAAGUGUGCGAAGGUUUCGACCUCAACGACCGCUAUGCAAGAGACACAUUUCCCGCCGAAAGGCACGUCAACUCCCUGGGGAAUCAACGAGAGGCGUUUCGCUUUGGCAUUCCUCCACCGGAGAUUCUCGAGGUCUGCUCUCCGACUUACCGCAGGUUAUUCAACGAAGCAGUCCAGCGCUUGCAGAGCAUUGGUGGCAUCUUGUGCCCUGUCGACUGGACUCCCUUCCAAGAAGCAGGAGACCUACUUUAUUCGGGCACGUUUGUGUCUGAACGACUGGCGAGCUUACCUGAUGACUUCGUCAACAAGAAUCGAGAGCACCUGCACCCGGUCAUAAGGGAAUUGUUCGACCAAGUCAUAGCCAGGCAGAGUACGGCAGCGCAGGUAUUUCGAGAGCUCCAAGCCAAAGCGCUGUAUACCCGACAAGCGACUGCGCAGUUCGCAUCUGCAGAUACCGUUGGCAUCGAUGUGUUGAUCGUCCCCACAACCACUGAACAUCCGACGAUCGCAGCGAUGCUGGAAGAUCCCAUCAAACUCAACGCCAAACUCGGUACAUUUACGCAUUUUGCGAAUGUGCUCGACAUGAAUGGUAUAGCGGUGCCUUCCGGGUUCUAUUCAGCGGGCGAGGCUGGCCCCCGGCUACCUUUCAGCAUAACCUUAUUGGGGGCUCGAUGCAGGGACAGUGAAGUCCUCCGAAUAGCUUCCCAUUACCAGCAAGACGUCAUUGCGCAUGAUAGCUGAUUCGAGAUGAAAGAUCCCCAUCACACCGCUGUUUGACGGCGAUAGGGACGGCUUGACUGUGAAGGUCUGAAGACCUGAUCCAUUCAUUACCUUAUAUUUCGGUGAUAUUUAUGACAUGCGACAAUGAGGGUUUGGAUUGAUAAAGGAAUGCCACGGACUGAUCACAACGAGGCCUGCCCCAUUCAGCCGCACAAAUGAUAAAAUCCCACCUUUAUCGUAAUCCGAAAGGGGCACGGCCUAUCAGACGGUUGUUCCUUAUCUUCGCGGACCCGAGAAGCCUUGCACUAAGACCUCUUCAACGACACACGGUGGUAAACUCUUACUCAAUCAAUUGCUGCUGCUUAAGUGACAGUGACCAGGAUAUGGUUGAGUCC